This is a messenger RNA of Gadus macrocephalus (Pacific cod), 2776 nucleotides long. RefSeq lists its product as uncharacterized. NCBI's taxonomy places the organism in Eukaryota, Metazoa, Chordata, Actinopteri, Gadiformes, Gadidae. The transcript is spliced from 6 exons. Bases 129 to 1145 code for a protein of 338 amino acids. Gene Ontology annotation, biological process: regulation of DNA-templated transcription. The record is from RefSeq and is a predicted model, not a curated record.
CGGGGCGUAGUCUUGUCAUCAUCGUUGUCGUCAUCGUCGUCGAUUUUUACCAAACAAGCAAACAAGCGUUGGUUGAUAAGCUGCUCUCUCUUUACGGAUAUAUCUUGAGCAUUUUGAGAGCGUUUAAAAUGCAGUCCGGGGUCGCGGACCGACACGGGUCCCCCAGCAAGAGGACUCUUGCCCGGGGGAUGAGCGAGGACGAGUCCCUGCGCAUCAUCAUCUCGGAGACGGAGACCCCAUCCCGGCGGCUCGCCCGCAGCGACAGCCGAAGCGGAACUCUUAAGAGGAAGAGUGGAAGUCAGCAGUGUGAUCAGGACAUUUCCGAGACCCUGCCUGACGUGAUGGAGCUGCAGGCCAGCUACGAGGAGGUGGUGCAGGAGCUGCGGGGUCUGGAGCUAGAGCGCGAGGCGCUGCUGUUCCAGGUGGACGUGCUGCAGGACUCCCUGGAGAGCGUGGAGGAGCUGCUGGCCGAGACGCACCGGGAGGCCGGCCAGGCCCGCACGGAAGCGGAGCUGCAGAGGAUGACCAACAGGACGCUGGAGGACAAAGUCAGAGCGCUGACGACUGAAGUGGAGCGACUGAACGAGGAGAGGCACGCCCUAGCUACCCUUCAGAAACACGCGCUCAUUCUGGAGGAGGCAAAGGCCUACAGCACCCUGGACCAGGAGGCACCCAGCACCCUGGACCAGGAGGCACCCAGCACCCUGGCCCUAGCACCCAGCACCCUGGCCCAGGCCCCCAGCACCCUGGCCCCAGCACCCAGCUCUGAGGAGCCCUGGUCCAGUCCUCUCCAGAAGCUGGCGGACAUCACCCUGUCCAAGUUGAGCACCCUGGCGCUGGUGGACCCCCGCCCCCCCGAGGGGGUGCGGGGCCGGCCGGACGGGUGGCGGCUGGAGGAGGAGGAGGAGGACGACGAGAGGAACAACGACACGGACAGCGUGGGGGGCUACGAGGACGCCUCAGCCGACACCCCGGACCUCGACCCCCAGGCCUUCCCGGGGCCCGGGGACGACGACGACGACGACGAGCGGGACGGGGGGGAGGAGGAGGAGGAGGAGAGGGGGGGCGGGACGGACCCCAGGGACCCCAGGGACCCCAGGGACCCCAAGGACCAGGACCCGAACAGCUCCUGCGUUCUGUCUUAAGGCUUAAAGUGUGUUUGUCUCCAGAUGGGUCCUGUGUGUCUUCUGGAGGUUCUGAGGGCCCCACUGCCCCCCCCCUCUCCCCCUCUUCUCUGGGUUCCCAACGUAACGUUCUCAGGAAGGGAGAGGAUCAGAUCAGGGCAGGGAGGAGGAAGAGGAGGGUUCCAGCCUUGGGUUCUCGGUGGAUGAAGGACGCACCGAUGCUCGUACUGUUUAUCUGAACUCUGUGCAUUCCAGCCGUAACGUGUGGGGACACACUCUCCCUCCAACCUGGAGACACUUCUUAGUCCGUUUGGCUUCAGCUUUGUGUGCCAAAUGAAGGUCACUGAGGGAAGGAGAAAAUCGAAAGAAACUUCUUCUCUUAUCAACGGUUAACAGGGAACUUUUUAAUUUGGGUUUUUGGUCAAUGUUUUAUAGCAUGUUGACAAUAAGCUACGCUGUUCGUAGAGAAUGCUGUUUAUCCACUGGGCUGUCGAGUAGUUUUAAAUAGGACACAUAUCAUAUCACCUGGACAAUCUUAAAUCUCUGCUGUCUAAAUACUGUAUGUUUAGAGGCUGCUGUAUAUCCUGUUCAGUUUGCACACUGUAAUUGUUGCCAGUGGGUAAAUCAGGCAGGACACUGUUACCUGCCAAUUAUACGACUAUCAAAGAUAUAUUUAUCUUCUGGAUGGAAGAUGAGAUUUUCUUUUCAACAAGGACCGAUCUUAGUUUAGUUUUGAUAAGAAAAAAUAAAUUAGCCGAAGUGGCCCGCUUAGUGAGGUUUCUGCAGAAUCUGUUUUUGCAGAAUCGUAAACGACAUUCCCCUGAUAGUUCUGUAAGGCUCGGAGUUCGCACCGUUAGCCUAUAGUAGGCUGUUACUCAGUUGCAUGGUUAUGUUUGCACAACUUCUGCAGUAAAACUGAUCAAAUGCCAUUUUUUUAACUUGUACCAAAAGUUAAACCGUUUAGUGGUUGGUUUAGUAAUUCUUUCCCGUCCGUCCGAGGAAACCUUUUCUAUGUUGUCAUCAUCGCUGGUAAUCGCUUGUUGACGGAUGAUUUUUUUAUUCGAUGGCUUCAGUAACGUGUUCUUAACCUUUUGAGCUUUAAGCACAGCGAGCUUAAUAAUGUCGGAUCGUUUUCCUCUUUUUGUAUGUUUGUAGUUUCUCCCUCAUUUUGUAAGUUUAACAAAUUUACCUUCAGAAUAUUUAGGGCUUAGUUUUUUGAUCACCCCUUGCAGAUAUUUGAUGCAUGGAUCAACGAGUAGUAGUUUAUCUUUGACGAUAAGGGAUGUACUUUGUUAAGUUGUUAAGCGCGUCUUUCCAACAACUUGCCUUUAAAUUAUAUUUUGAUGAAGAAAGUUCUUGACAAUAAUGUAAAAAUGGUUAAGGGAUUAUCAUCCUCAUACGGGAGAUUUCUUGAGUGGUGAACAUUUGUAAUUUUCUUUGUGUUUUACUAAAUUAGCUUUAGCAUUAUAUGUAAUCUAAAUGUAAUGUACUAACAUGUGCUCUGGUUUCCACUCAAAUAACCAAAAUAUGUUAUCCUGCCACCUGCCAAUGCUACUUCUUUCCAUGGUUCAUGGACGCACAAAUAGCCUCGACACAUCACUCAUAUCUCUGGUUUCUGAAAAUGAAGAAAUAAAAUGAAUUUGGUGUCACUA